Ictalurus punctatus (channel catfish) is the source of this 2008-nucleotide messenger RNA. Its product is annotated as coiled-coil domain-containing protein 152. The transcript has 8 exons. The record is from RefSeq and is a predicted model, not a curated record. NCBI's taxonomy places the organism in Eukaryota, Metazoa, Chordata, Actinopteri, Siluriformes, Ictaluridae. The coding region runs from base 345 to 968 and encodes 207 amino acids.
AUUUUCAAGUUAAAAUGAAGAAAACGGUUGUCAACCUCGAUAAACUAAUUCAAGACUUCAGUCUUCUGGAGCAAGUAUAUCACUGACAACACGAUACAACCUUGUUUGUUUGUUUGUUUUUCUUCCUGAGAGAGAUUAACAACUAGUAACUGUAAAGUCUGUGGUUAGCGAGUUAGCUAGCUGAGGACGCCAUGUUUGAUUGAUUUGAUUGACCUGAAAGCUGUUUGUGUUCAUAAAGAAAAUAACAGAGCUAAGGGGGAAGAACAACAUCCUUGAAAUAAAACUGGACGAGGCCAAUAGACUUCUAAAAUGGUCACAGAGCAAGGAAAAACAUUUAACUGAAGAUGAACGAAAGUCCUAUGGGUUUGGAAUGGCAUGAUGAAAAAGAUGGAUUGUUGGGAAGCAUUAAAUGUCUUCAGAACAACUUGGAACAACAGUGUAACCUUCGAGGUGAAAACGAGAAGCUGAAAAAUGUCAUCCUUGAGCUGAGGAAGCAAAAUGAAGAUCAUGUGGCGGAGAGCAGAGCUUGUGUUCAGAGGCUGCAGUGUGAGAUGAGAGCUUUGCAAGAGCAACACCAGAGGGAGAUGGAGGACUGUGCUGCAGAUACUAAGAGGAAACUGGAGUCGAAAGAUGUUGAAAUGAAAGCGGCUCUGGACAGAGAGGAGCGUGCGAUAGAAGCGAUGAGACAGAAAAUGAAGGACCAGGAGAAAGAAAAGCAAAGUGAAGUUAUAAAGCUGCAAAUGGAGUUCAGCGCUAAGCUUGCGAGGGCUCAGAGUAUGUCGGUGAAGAGCCAGCUACAGCCACAAGCAUCUGGGAUCAUUCCUCAACACAUCUUUAAAAGAAAGCUGCAGUUCCUGCAGGAGCAGAAGAAAAAAGAGAUUGAGGCUCUGCAUCAGAGAGUUAAAGAACUGGAGCAGCAGAGCCUGUGCACCUCCUCCGAGCCCCGUCUGAAGAGGAGGAAGAUAUGAAAGGCUGUUUCGGCAUCAAUCAUUUCACAUAUGCAGCACAUUGUGCAUUAACACAAGACUACAUGAUAUAUUUUGUGACAGUGUGAAAGUUUUCCUGGUUUUGCAUGCAAAAUAAUAUCUAUGUAUGUUCUUUUUUUUCCCUUUUAAAAAAAAAAAUGAAUUUCAGUAUAUGAAGUGGUGUCGCAGAGGCUGUUGAACACUGAAGGACAUUUGUGUUCAAAUAAAGACAUGCACAGUGCAGGUCAAAACCUAUAAUCUCUUCAUUAGAAAUGCCCCAGCGUUCACUGCUUUACACGCACAUCAUAGAAAUAUGGACGUACGCAGUAUUAUGUACCUGGAAUGUGUGGCCUCAUUUAUAUAAUCAUCAGUAACUACCUCAGUAUAUUUACUAUUUAUUAUGCCUACUCACACCAUUUUCUGGGGCCAAGCACCCACACUCUGUGAGCCACACAUUCACAGAAGCUCUAUAAUUGUUGCAUAAGCAGUCACAGUAAAGCAGAGCCAUAACUAUAGACAAAGGGAUUCAAGAAUGACUUGGGAGAGCAGUUUUGAAUAUCAGAGUUCCUUUGAUAACUUUAGUUUAGACAGCUCUCAGGAUGAAGAGAGCCAAAUUUGGACAAAAUUUGGAGGAAGAGUAGCAAAAAUUCCAGUUGGAUGUAAGCAUUUUUGGUAUGUUAUUGUAACAUUUGACCAGUAAGUGGUGCUAUCAUGAAAUUUGUUUUGUAGCCUCAGGGCAUGAACUUGAAGAUGCCUACCAAAAUUUGUGUCAGUGUGCAAGGUUUUGUAGUUGCUGAGAUGCAGCCUCACAUGCUGUUUGGUGGUUUCACCAUCAGAUUUGUUGACCCAUGAGGGGCAGUGGUAGCUCAGUGGUUAAGAUGUUGGACUAGUGAUGGGAAGGUUGUGAGUUCAAAGCCCAGUGCUGCCAAGCUCCACUGCUGGGCCCUUGUGCAAGCCCCUUAGCCCUCAACUGCUCAGUUGUGUAAAUUAGGUCAAUGUAAGUCACUCUGGAUAAGAACAUCUGCCAAAUGCCAUAAAUGUAA